Messenger RNA from Marchantia polymorpha subsp. ruderalis, 3050 nucleotides. NCBI's taxonomy places the organism in Eukaryota, Viridiplantae, Streptophyta, Marchantiopsida, Marchantiales, Marchantiaceae. The record is from the annotation of a GenBank genome assembly.
AAGCUCCUCCCCAAGGAAGCAAGGCCUGUGAGCACGAGAAAUGGGGGGGUACGAUUGAACGGUAGACUCGAAAGUGGAUAACUUCUACGGUUCGGUCCAUCUCUACUCGAUGGACCGACUCAAGUAAGGCUCGGAUCAGACGAAAUGUCAGAAUGCUUGGAAAUUCACUCUUUUUCUUCGUAUUGUCGUGAGGUGCUUUUGAAUCGAGCAUUCACACACACACAAACACACACAGACGAUCACGAAGUCGAAGGAACGAGCACACGUAAGUCAAAAGUGGCGAAAUCAGCCUUUGCAACGAUUUGGGCGGUGGUCGGCUUAGAUUGUGGUCUCGAGCUCGAGUAGAUAUUGGGUGGACGGAUGCGAACUCAUCAAUCUUGUGGAGAAUACGGGGGGUUUUUAGUAGACACUCGACACGCUCAUGGGGUUGGAGGAUGUGGUGUGAGAGGAUGCGUUGCGGAUCUAUGAUGCAACAACAGCACCAGCAUCACGAUGGUAAAAGUAAAUGCGAUGUCGUAGAUCACCGAGUUCAGAAUCAUUCGUACCCUGCUAUGGGCAUCAAGUCUGUCCACCCGUUUAUAUUUAUCAUACACAUAGUUACAUGGCCGGCAGGAGCAGCAGCGAGAAGGAGAAGGAGAAGGGCUGAGCAGAGCAAGGGAGAGCUCGCUCGCUCGGGGACAUCGGGAUCCGUCGAGAUGCUCGAACGACAACGAGGUCUCGAGUUUCGCCCGUGUCAUAAUGAAACAUGUCGAGCGAGACGCAGGCCCAAGGGUUUGGGGACGUGUCACGGCCAGCGGUCAGCGGUCGGACCUCGGACCUCGGCGCAAUGAAUCUGCUGCUGCGUGAAUGUGGGGCAAGAAUAUGUUGUUUGUGUACCUCCGAGGUGGGAAGUGGAUAACUGGUACGGGCCUGGCACUCACCACUCCUCACUCGAUGAACAUGUCUGCCGAGCUCACAAAGUUUCCGACCUGCAUUCAUUGAUGCCUUAUCGAUUGGCUCGGUGCAGCCCAGAGCUGUCCUGCCUCAGUUACGAUCGGUAGUUCAACUCCCUCCUUCCCUCUGCUCCGCCUUCUCUGCUGUCUGCGCUAGGACAGAAGACCAUCUCUCGCGUCCAGCUGCGGGCGGGCGCCAUCCGCAGCAUUGUAGCUCAGAGAGAGAGAGAGAGAGAGAUAGAGAUGAACUCCAGCCAGCCAAGCCAGCCCCUGGAACCAACCAACUCGUGACCUCGAGGACAUCUCUAACUGCUGCAAACGCUUUCGCUUCAUCAGUCUUCAGAGUGGUCAUAAGACCUUUCUUUGUAACCCACGACGUGCUUGUUACAGAUCCGCCGUUCCAAAUCGUGUUAAGCAUAGGCACACAACUUGCAACCAGGGUGCACCGCACUUCAUCGAGGAGACGAUGUUCUCUGGGCAUGCAUGACCCCUUCAUGUCACUCACACAUUGCUUUUCUCGAUGAAAGCUUGCGUUUCCGUUUCGCUUUAUAUUUACAAAGCCAUUUUCGGCUGAAUAUAUGUGCAGCAGAAGGCGACUUACGGCUCUUCUGGGUCUUAAAAGUAACCUGGAUUUGUUUAUUAGAUUCAGACACUUAACUAUCAAUCCUAGCUUUGGUGAGGAGGUAAACACCUCCUCAACUAAACGCAAGCGCUUCUCGGUUGCUGAAGAUGAGGAGUGUUACGUUGUGCUCAACUUAGAAGAGAGGAUGGAUGGAAGGAUGGAAUGCCAAAUGCAGAUGGUCUGGCAUCCAUGCACUCAGGCAGGCAGGGAGGUAGGCUGAGCUGAAGUGGACUUGUUGCGUAGAGUGCAUGGCAACAGAGGGACAAAGAUUUAUCCUACUGCAGGUCGAGGGGGUAAUCGACCUCUCGCAAGCAAAAACAUUCUGAAUUAUUUGACAGUACAGUGAUGAGAUGAUUCUUUCAUGUUAGGAAACGAAUGGCUUGGCUUGUCCAUUUGGCCCAGUUAUUUGACCUGCCAAGCACCAGCGAAGGUUGGGGCCGAGCAAAAGCUCAAUAAAGAAUAUGUCUGGGGCCGAGCGAAGGCAGGAAGGAACCCCAGCCACUAGGAAAAGAUGAUACGGUGUUCCAAGGUACAGCGGUGAACAUGCUUUGUUUACUCUUCAGAACACUUGACUUCCUGAAUCGACAGGACGAGAUUGUAGACCUGCCGCUGCAGAUGUUAUUAAGUGAGGAGAGAGGAGAACGAAUUUGCUCAUAGAUGCGUGUGAGGCGUGGAAAUAAACCAAUCCUGCAACUGAUUAAACCUCUGAGAGUGCAGAUGCAGAUGCUUAGGUCUGCUCUUCUCUGGUCCAGGGCGAAUUGGGACUUCACGGAGUGAAAAAGCGUCACGUCCAGAUGACUAACUGCGAUUGAAGGAAAGAGAAUACGAUGGUCUGAAGCUAAAUAUCCAAGACAAUGGAAUGAUUGUGGACAGCAAGGACUCUGGAAACUAGUUUCGUGAGGAAACAUGUAACUUGUGUGAAGCUUUGGGGAAGCAGAGAGAGAGAGAGUGAGAGAGCAUGGAUGACAUGAAGUACGACCUGAAGCAGGCUUCGGGUUCAAAGCUUCGAGAGAUGUACGCUAGGACGGAAUCAGCUCCCACAUGGCACUUUAUGACCCACAUCCAUGGUCUUCUGCUUCCUCGCCGACACGGACGAAACGCAGCGGAUGGUGCCUCGUUUUGAGGGGAAAAAGGAGCAGCAGAAGACAGUACCGUUUGAUGACCUCACCAUCGCCAUCACUAACAAUGUGACUUUCCGUUCGUCUACAGUCGCUGCGCAUGGAGAUAAGAAAAGGAGCAGAAACGAGGAUACAAGGGACAAAAGUAGAUGAAAACCGUUUGAAUCUAUGCCUCACAAGCUGAGCCCAGCACCCCGCUCUUCCCCGCACCGCACCCCCAAGGAGAGGGGGAGGAGAAGAGAAGAAUCAACUGAGCAGGUCACUUGCAUUUCGAAAGUACGCAUUGUCGAUUGCGUCUAUUUGUCUGCCUGCCCUGCCUGCUUGUCGUUCUUUGAAGCGUCCCGCAAGUCAGUCAGAGAGACAGCCAGUCAGUCGGGC